GGUGCACGGCGCGAUAUUCUUAGAGGUGAUGAGCCGGGCAGGUUUUGAAUACAUGGCCAGGGUGUUUGGCGGGUGCGCCAGGGCCACCCGACUUCGAAGGCAGACGGCUCGUUCUGGGAGCGGUGGAGGCUUGAAGAGGUCGCAUGAUGGAAGAGCAACCAUAAAAGGAUCAGGCCGAUGGGGGGUUUCUAGGUUAUAUGUCGCCACAGCUGAAGCGGACGCCGCGCCCCGCGAGGCGGAGACGGUCCGAUUGGAUCACGGCGAGUCGACCGACAGUGGCGGGUUAACGCUGGUGGACCACACCGCUGCGCUUCGAGAAGCGUUGACCCGAAGGCGAUACAAGGAAUUCGACGAUCUGAUAGGCGAGCUGAAGGAAAAAGGCGUCUCGUUCGAUGCGGAAAUUUAUGACCUCAUCAUUCGCUCCUACGUGUUGAGGAAGGCGCCCACGGCCUCCAUGAACUGCUACUAUGAAAUGAAAGAGAAGGGGAUCCACCUGACGAUCGACACGUAUAACGAGAUGAUUGGCAAUUUUGAAUGGAUUCGAGACGCCGAGCCGACGUUCAGGCUCUACGAGGAGAUCUUGGAGUUGGGGCUGACGCCGACGAUCGACACCUACAACGCCAUGAUUAGAGUGGCGCUGACCACGAAGAACAACUCCACUGUAGAAACGAUAUUUGAGGAAAUGAAGGAGAAGAACGUCGAUUUCGGCCUGAGCACCUAUUUGGAGCUGAUCAAGUCCUACUCCAAGCAGCAUUUGUCUCACAACGCGUUCAAGUGGUGGCAGGAGAUGAACGAAAGGUUUCAAAUCCACAUGUCGGAGCUGGAGCUGCCGAUGGACAUCAUCGACGGCUUAUUCAAAACUUACUUCUAUAGCGGCCACAUAAGGGGAUUGAAGGAGCUGAUUGCGUACCACGACAUCAAGGGAGUCAUAAUCCCGGAAGGCGCGUACAUGAGGUGCUUGGAAGCCGUAGCAAGACAGAGCGAGCCCGACGUCGAAUUUGCAGAAACUAUAUGGAACAAGCUCAGCAGCCAAUACAACCCGACUCAAGCCGGAUUCUCGGCAUUGCUCUUGGCCUAUUCCGCCGGACAGGGGAACCUGGAAAAAAUAUUCCGAGCUCUGCACUUUUGGAUACCAAAGAAAAAUUUUCAUUUGCAUCCGACAGUUCUUUUUUACGUAUCUCGAACGGUAAAAGACCAAGAUGCAAUCGAGUGCAUGUGUAACUUCGUCGACUCGAUGUCCGCCCCCAUCCCAGUCGACUGCUACAACGUCAUCCUGAGAGCGCUGAUGCACCUGGGCGACAGCGAGGCAAUAUGGGAAAAAUACCAAGCUGUCAAAAAUAAGUCGGUCACCCCGAACAUGAUGACCUGGCACGUGCUCCUCCACUCGUUCGCGUCUUUUCGCCGCCAAGAAUACGCGCAAGCGGUCGUAGAAGACAUGAAGCAACUCGGCGUCGAGUUGGACCACCUGUGUAAAGAGCAUGUUAUCAGGGGUGAGGCGAUGUUCGGCGACAUCGCGAAGGCCGUCGAGAGUCUGAAGAAACUCGCCCUAUCAGCAAAGCCCUCUUUCGGGCUGUUUUAUGCGCUAGUCAAGCUCGCCUUGGAAGCCAAUAAAGACGACCUCGUCGACAUGCUAAUCAACGCCUCGCGCAAGUACCACAGCCCGUACGCCCUCAUCUCGCUCAAGAAAAGUCACAAAGAAGCGAAUGCUGCCCACGCCUCUGCUGAAAAGAUGAGCGUUGAAACCGCGAAUCAAUAAAUUUUUUUUUUUCCUCGUUGCCAUAGCGAUUUUCUCCCAUAAA
Molecule: messenger RNA, 1799 nt
Organism: Schistocerca gregaria
Lineage: Eukaryota; Metazoa; Arthropoda; Insecta; Orthoptera; Acrididae
Exons: 2
Coding region: 29-1756 (575 amino acids)
Molecular function (GO): protein binding
Source: RefSeq, a predicted model, not a curated record